Molecule: messenger RNA, 2718 nt
Organism: Tetrapisispora phaffii CBS 4417
Lineage: Eukaryota; Fungi; Ascomycota; Saccharomycetes; Saccharomycetales; Saccharomycetaceae
Gene: SPO75
Product: Spo75p
Exons: 1
Coding region: 1-2718 (905 amino acids)
Cellular component (GO): plasma membrane
Molecular function (GO): calcium-activated cation channel activity
Source: RefSeq, a predicted model, not a curated record
AUGGAUGCCAUUCCUUCUGAAGGAAUCAAUUUAUUCGAAUACCUUUCAGAAAAUCUAUACACAUAUUUAGACAUUGAUGAUAGUACUUCGAUUUUAAUAUUAAAGAAUACCAAUACUAGCAACAUAUAUUCAAAGAAAUUUUUGAGCAAUACUACAUAUAAUCUAUUGUCAGCAUUGUUGAAUACAGCUAGAACAGGAUCAGCUCAUAAGCAUGCUGGUAUUUCAUUGAGUGCAUUUCUGACUAGUAUAUUAAUGUCAUUUAUGAUAUUUAUAAUACAGGCAAUUAUAUUUAUACUAUUAAGAAAUCAUUUAAAGGAAUUAUAUCAAACUACAAUUUUGAGUAAAUAUCAUUCUAGUUCAGAGAUAUCAUCAAAUUCUGUUAGUUCAAUUAUUAAUGGAGAAUUAAAUGAGAAUGCAACAUAUUUCGGGUGGAUUAAAACUGUAUACAAAGCAAAUAUGGAAAAAUACCUUAAAAGUAGCGGGGUUGAUGCAUACUUAUUUAUUCGAUAUCUUUAUGUAUUGAUUUUUUUCAAUUUGACUUUGGCUGUGGUGAUAAUACCAGUUCUCCUACCGAUACAUAUAUGCUCUGGUUCAAAAGAUGAAAUGGAUUUUGCUACAACGUCAUUAGAUAUUCUAAACAUGUCGAAUAUUUCAAGUGAUAAUUCAAACAUGUUAAUUUUUCAUUUCUUAUUGACUAUUUUUGUUGUCAUUUGGUUUCACGUCGUUCUUCUGAAUGAGUUGAGAUUUAUUAAGAAUCUUUCUUCUAGUGAUUAUGUCUUACAAAAUAAAAGCCAGUUACUAUUUGUGGAUAAUAUACCUAAUGAAUAUGUCACACAUACAAUAAAAAUUAAAAACUAUUUCAAUAAGAUACUUCCUGACUCGGCAAUGGAAGUUAUUCCAUUACCUCUUUCAAUAAAUAAGUUAAGAAAAGAAAAUAGCAAAUUGAAAAGACUGGAUAAUAAAAUAGAGAUAAAAUUACUCCAUAUUGUUUUAUAUAAGUACUUUUCUCAAUCGCAGGAAAAUGUUAGAAUUGUCAAUGUUUUAAAUAAAAAAUAUCUUAGAAUAUUUUGGAAUAAAAAUAAAAUUAAGUUUUACUUUCGGAAAGUAGCUUUUUGGAUUAGAACGUCACAUAAUCAUUUCCAUUUCAAAACAAAACGUAAAGAAAUUCAAUUCAAUGUAUUUAAUGGUAUACGAUUUAAAAUAUUUAUACUCCAAAGAAGAACCUUUUUGGAAACAGCAUACUCACAACUCCAGGAUUUAGUAUCAGCUAAGAAUAGCUGUCAAAAAUAUUUUCAAAAUGAAAUGACAGUAACAAAUUCACAACGAAAUGAAGACGACGAGAGAGAACUACUAAUCGGUCAACACCAAGGCUAUUAUAACAAAGUAUUUGUUUCUUUUGGUUCAAAAUUUAGCGCAUAUAUGGUAGGUAGUUUUCUAAAUUCUUUUAACAUUGAUACUUGGAAUACGGCAUUAAUUUUACCUAAUACAAAAGGAAUAAUAUGGUCAAAUUUAUUAAAAACAAAGAACUAUAAAACUUUAUUAAGAUCUGGGUUUGCAUUUACUAUCAGCGUUUUUGUGAUUCUCGGUUGGAUCAUUCCUGUUGCAUUUAUUACAUUAAUUUCGCAUAUUCCAUAUCUAACGUCACUAAUUCCGAUAAUAUCUAAAUUGAACAAUCAACCAACUAUAAUAAGUAAACUUUUGAACUCAGUAAUACCAAUAUUGUCUCUGGUAAUUAUUACGGAACUGGUCCCUUUUAUUUAUAGAUAUCUGAGUUAUAUUAGAUAUUGUAGAACUCAGGAAGAGUUGGAGAUAAAUAUCCAAUUGUGGUUUUUCAUUUUUUUAUUUGUUCAUUUAUUUAUUGUCGUUACAAUAUCUUCUGGUAUGUCUUUAUUGAUCGAGAAGAUUAUUAAUAACCCUGUCAUGAUAACUACAUUAUUAGCACAUGAAUUACCUAAAAGUUCAAAUUUUUUUUGUUCUUUCGUUAUAAUUAGAGGAUUCACAUAUUCUGGUGGAAAUUUUCUCCAAAUCAAAGAAUUAAUAUUAGAAUUAUUUUAUUAUCCUACAAGAUAUUAUUCAACUAAGAAAAAAAUCAAAAAAAUGGAAAAAUCAUUAUGUUAUAGUUGGGGAUCAAUUUAUCCUUUAUUUUCUGUCUUAGGCUGUAUAGGGAUCAUAUACAGUGUCAUAUCACCAAUUAUUCUUCCAAUAUGUUCCCUAUCUUUCUUUCUAAUAUUUUUCUCCGUAAAGUACCAAUUCGAAUUUCAAUGUUGUGGUGUAAAUAUAGCUGAAACAAAUGGGAUUUUAUAUAUAAACGCACUGACGCAACUUUAUACAGGCAUAUAUUGCUUAGAGUUUUCCAUGAUUGGUCUAUUUACAUUAUACAACAGCUAUAGAUUAUCUUUUGCAAUGCUGUUACUCUUUAUUAUUACGUUAGUCAUCCAUCAUAAUAUAUCCCUUAAUCGAAUCUCUAAAAUUCAUAAACCAACUAUUAAAUCCAUAACGGAUAAUUCCUCAUGGAAUUGCCCUUCGUAUUCAUCGUAUACGGAAAAUAAUAAAUUAUUUUCUAUUUUAAACUUUGAUAUAGGAAGAACUAUUUUGAUCCCCCAAGAUCCUUUAGAUAUAGGAACCAAAGAGCGAUCUUUUAUUUUCAAUAAAUAUGGAAUGAAAUGCGAAUUUGAUAAAACAACUAUAUCCACAACCGGCACAAUAACGUAUUUAUAG